Andrographis paniculata is the source of this 2046-nucleotide messenger RNA. RefSeq names its product xyloglucan galactosyltransferase XLT2-like. The transcript has a single exon. Gene Ontology annotation, biological process: xyloglucan biosynthetic process. Bases 120 to 1538 code for a protein of 472 amino acids. The record is from RefSeq and is a predicted model, not a curated record. Gene Ontology annotation, molecular function: galactosyltransferase activity. Lineage: Eukaryota; Viridiplantae; Streptophyta; Magnoliopsida; Lamiales; Acanthaceae.
UGUGACUUUUAGGACUUAGGGCUAUAUAUCUGUAUAAUUCUCCGGCAGCGCGGCGUCAGAAACUUUCAUAACAUCCGGCGGCGGCGUAAUCUGAGCUUCAGGCCUUCCGAAAAUCAAAGAUGUUGUUGACGAAAAGCAGCAGACAUAACGAUUCUUCUAUUCGAUUUUGUUUCAACAGUUGCUCGAAGCUUUCCGUAAUCCUUGUUAUCCAGGUAUUUGUUCUUGAUUUUGUCUUUCGUUUUCCGGUGAAACCACCGGCGAUCGAUCGGAAAGGAGAGGAAGAAGGAAGAAUUGCCAUUCCGCCGGAACGAAAAUCGGAGAAAUGUCCAAAUGGAAUGAUGUACGUUUACGAUCUUCCGGCGAUGUUCAACCAGGAAUUGCUGGACAGGUGCGGCGAUUUGGAUCCAUGGAACUCACGCUGCAACGCGAUUUCGAAUCGGGGAUUGGGGCCGCCGGCGACGGGGAUUUCCGGCGUGCCGGAGAAUCUCAUUCCGGCGUGGUAUUGGACGGACAUGUUCGCCGGCGAAGUUAUGUACCAUUCCAGGGCGUUGCAGCACAAGUGCAGGACGACGGCGGCGGAAUCGGCGGCGGCGUUCUACAUACCGUUCUACGCCGGACUGGCGGUGGGGAAAUAUCUGUUCACGAAUUCCACGGCGACGGAGAGAGAUUUGUACUGCGAGAAGGUGCUUACGUGGAUCGGCGAUCAGCCGCCGUGGAAACGAUCCAACGGCUCAGAUCACUUCACCAUGCUCGGCCGGAUGACGUGGGAUUUCCGGCGGUCGAGAGACGGCGAUUGGGGAUCGAGCUUCAUCCACAUGCCGGCGAUGAAAAACGUCCUCCGCCUGGCGGUGGAGCGGGACCCAUGGGAUCCGAUGGAGGUCAGCGUGCCGUACCCGACGGGCUUCCAUCCCCGAUCGAAAUCGGAGAUGGAUCAAUGGCGGAGCUACGUCCGCCGCCGGAGGCGGACGCGCCUCUACACCUUCGUCGGAGCCAGACGCCAGGUCGCCGGCGAUUUCAGAACCCUAUUAUUAAACAACUGCUACAAUGAUUCAAACUCCUGCCGAGUCGUGGAUUGCUCCGGCCGGAGGUGCUACGACGGCACGUCGGAGAUUCUAGAAGCUUUCUUAUCGUCGGAGUUCUGCCUGCAGCCACGCGGCGACGCGUUCACGCGCCGGUCGACCUUCGACUGCAUGCUGGCCGGUUCGAUUCCGGUUUUCUUCUGGAACCGGAGCAUCGACCGUCAGUACGAGUGGUUCCUGGGAAAAUCGCCGGCGAGUUUCUCGGUUUUUAUCGACCGGCGGGGAGUGAAGAACCGGACGACGUCGAUCAGGAAGGUUCUGGAAGGAUACAGCAGAGACGAAGUCAAGAAAAUGAGGGAGACAGUGAUAAGUCUUAUACCAAAAUUUGUGUACAGAAACAGUAGUAUUUCUGAUGAGGACCAAAACGAGGGUUUUGCAGAUGCUUUCGACGUCGCCAUUGAUGGAGUGCUGAGGAGGUUCAAGAAUAGUCGAAAUGGGAGAAGAAAGAAUCAACAAUGAACAACGGUCAACUGUAUUAAGAAUGCUGACGUGGCUGAUCCUAUUAAUUUUAAGAAUUAAUUUUUUUUUAAAAAAAAACAAAAAACAAAAAACAACCCGUGAUUUGGGGAAUUUUGCAUCAUUUGAGGCAAGGGAUUAUGAUAAUGGUGAUGGUAAUUAAUUCAAGAUCAGCGCAUAUUAUCGAAGACCACAAAUUUCAGAAGUGGUGACCACUAACUUAGGGGUAAUAAAAAGUGUUGCUUUAAAUUUGAUAUAUAUAUAUAUAUAUACACUUUAAAUCAUUUCAUUUGUUGGGUUCAAUGAUGAAUAGGCUGGUUAUUUAUUUAAUUAAUUACUAAUUGGAUUGCUUUUGUUUUGUUUGUUUAAAUAAGUGUAUCUUUAACUCGGUUCGCUAUGUUAGGGUUUUUCAUUUUUCUGGGCUUUUUGUCCAGAUUUAUUUGGGCUGGAUUCGAUCUUAAAAGCCCAUACUGUAAUAUUGUGAAAUCUUGAGAAGGCUAUUUUCGUAAUA